CUAUAUAAACAGUGUGUACGCGCAAGAAUAUUUUUCUUUUUUAUAUCUUUUUUAUAGGACUUUGGUUGUUUUAGGUAAUUAAUCUGAUCUGUAGGUGCUUGAAUGACGGGAGGAAAAUGGAGGUUUGUGAGGGCAGUGAUGUGUAUUUGGUGGAGUUUUCUCUUAGCUUCAUUAGUUUUGGUUUUAGCUGAUGAGGAAAGUGGGAGUUUGAAGAAGGAAGCAGCUCUACAAAGCAUCAAACUUAGCGAUGCCAAUAAUUCAGAUGCCCAUCAUCACCUCCUCUCAAAGUUUCUCAUGAGGGAGACUAAAGAUUCCGGUCACCGUCACAGUCACGUUUGGCCGGAACUGAAAUUUGGAUGGAAAAUUGUGGUGGGCAGCAUAAUAGGAUUCUUGGGGGCAGCAUUUGGGAGCGUUGGGGGUGUUGGAGGGGGCGGCAUAUUUGUGCCCAUGCUUACUCUUAUUCUAAGAUUUGACCCCAAAUCUGCAACUGCAAUUUCAAAGUGUAUGAUCACAGGAGCUGCGGUUUCUACUGUUUACUGUAAUCUUAGGCUAAGGCAUCCUACACUGGAGAUGCCAAUUAUUGAUUAUGACUUGGCUGUGCUCAUCCAACCAAUGCUAAUGCUUGGGAUUAGUAUUGGCGUUUCUUUCAAUGUCAUUUUGGCUGACUGGAUGGUCACUGUUCUGCUAAUUAUUCUCUUCUUAGGCUUAUCAACUAUGGCUUUCUUCAGAGGUGUCGCGUCCUGGAAGAAAGAGACUAUGCUGAAAAAGGAGGCUGUGCAAAGGUUAGCAAAUGGAGGAAUUGGUGGAGAAGGAGGAACUUUUCCUGGUGGUCCCAGCUCUAGCAUUCAGAAGAGGGCUAAGGUGUCUGUUCUUGAGAAUGUUUACUGGAAGGAGUUUGGGCUUAUCUUUUUUGUUUGGGUUGUAUGCCUUGGUCUGCAGAUCAGCAAGAACUACACAACAACUUGCUCAACUGUGUACUGGGGGGUGAAUCUGUUGCAGAUCCCAGUUUGUUUAGGGGUGAGUUCAUUUGAAGCGUUUGGGCUGUACAAAGGGUGGAGAAAGAUAUCAUCGAAGAGUGGAGAUUCAAGCUCCAAAUUGCGAGCAGGGCAGCUCAUUGUUUUCUGCUUCUUUGGAUUGGUGGCUGGUACUGUUGGAGCACUGCUUGGUCUUGGUGGUGGCUUCAUCAUGGGUCCUCUUUUCCUCGAGCUCGGUGUCCCUCCUGAGGUUUCAACUGCAACAUCUACCUUUGUAAUGAUGUUCACAUCAUCAAUUGCGGUUGUAGAAUACUACCUUCUCAAGCGUUUCCCAGUUCCUUAUGCUGUGUGUUUAACUGCCGUGGCAACUGUUGCUGCUUUUGUUGGGCAACACGUAGUGAGGAGGGUGAUUGCGGCGUUAGGGAGAGCAUCGUUAAUCAUCUUCACCUUGGCCUUCAUCAUUUUCAUAAGUGCAAUCUCAUUAGGUGGAGUUGGAAUCUCAAACAUGACAAAGAAGAUUGAACACCAUCAAAAUAUGGGGUUUGAAAGCCUUUGCAAGUACAGAGUUUAAACCAAACAUAUAUCUUCUCCUACCAUGCAAAUAUGCAAUGGUUAUGGUUUUAUCUAUUCAACAAAUCAUCUUAAUUAGCUCAACAUAAUCUUCCUUCUUUGUCCCCUUAACGUACAACAAAAUGGGAAGAAGAAUGUUAUUUUACCUUUCAUGAAUUAAUCCUAAUGUAUCAUUUAAUUUGAUUAUACAAAAUGAAACACCUUUGAACUAAGGCUUAUUGGUC
Molecule: messenger RNA, 1768 nt
Organism: Ipomoea nil (Japanese morning glory)
Lineage: Eukaryota; Viridiplantae; Streptophyta; Magnoliopsida; Solanales; Convolvulaceae
Exons: 11
Coding region: 103-1545 (480 amino acids)
Biological process (GO): protein ubiquitination
Cellular component (GO): Cul4A-RING E3 ubiquitin ligase complex; membrane
Source: RefSeq, a predicted model, not a curated record